Papaver somniferum (opium poppy) is the source of this 2196-nucleotide messenger RNA. RefSeq names its product scarecrow-like protein 32. Gene Ontology annotation, biological process: regulation of DNA-templated transcription. The transcript has a single exon. Bases 557 to 1957 code for a protein of 466 amino acids. Gene Ontology annotation, molecular function: DNA-binding transcription factor activity; sequence-specific DNA binding. NCBI's taxonomy places the organism in Eukaryota, Viridiplantae, Streptophyta, Magnoliopsida, Ranunculales, Papaveraceae. The record is from RefSeq and is a predicted model, not a curated record. Gene Ontology annotation, cellular component: nucleus.
UCUCUCUGUAUAAAAUUAUUAUCACACUGCUAAUCUCUUUCUCAUCACUCACUAACACAAGAACCUGAGGAGAAGAAGAAGAAGAUCUUGAAGACGAGUACUAUUUGUAGCCAUUAAUAAAAAAAAGCUAGGAUCUUACUUUUCACAGGAGAGGCUAGGUAUAUAGACUUUCUUCUCAUCUGCAUCCUGCUACCUAUGUCUGUCUGUGCACAACUGAAAAAAGCUGAUAUUGUUGCGGAAGGUCUUCUCACUUUUCUGGUUGGUGGUACUACCCAGAAUUGACUUUAAAGGAAAUAUCAGUAGUUUUUGGGAUAGGAGAGUUAUUUACAGUUUUUUUCUUUGUUCAGUCCUUUUUCAUGGGAAGAACUAAAAAUACAUACCCAGCUGAACAGUCAAUAUCUAUCCAGAUUCAUCAGUUACAGAAUUCUCUUUUUUUACCCAUAAAUAAAAUCCCAUCUCUCUAAUGGAUCACUUCCCAAUGAACCAUAUUUAGUCUAGUCUCUUUCUCUUUCUGCACUGUUCUGAUUCUCUUUCUCCAUCUCUAUCUCUCUCAAGGAUGCAAUUCACAGAAACCCCACCACCUCCUUUACAUCAAAAUUCUAUUACUCCAUGUUCAAAUUUCAUUAUGAACAACAACAACCAGUUUCAUAGAACUCGACCAUGGCCUGGUUUUUCUACACCAACUAAUAAGGCGUUAGGAAGUGUUAAAGAUGCUAAUUGCAUGGAACAACUACUUGUUCACUGUGCCAAUGCUAUCGAAAGCAACGACGCCACUCUCGCGCAACAGAUCCUAUGGGUUUUAAACAACACAGCACCACCGGACGGCGACUCCAACCAGCGGCUUACUUGUGGCUUUCUUCGAGCUCUUAUUUCUCGUGCUGCCAUGACUGGGAAUUGCAAAAUGCUUACAGCUGCUAUGGCAAGUACACACCCAAACCAUGCUAUCCAUACUCAUAAGUUUUCAGUCAUUGAGCUUGCCAGCUUCAUCGACUUAACACCUUGGCACCGCUUCGGCUUUGUUGCUGCUAACGCCGCUAUACUUGAAGCCAUUGAAGGAUUCUCCGUCGUCCAUAUAGUCGAUCUUAGCUUAACCCAUUGCAUGCAGAUCCCGACACUGAUAGAUGCAAUAGCAAAUCGCCCGGAAGGUCCUCCUUUUAUCAAGCUGACCGUCAGUAGUUGCGAUGCUGAUAUCCCCCCUAUGCUCGACAUUUCUUACGAAGACUUGGGAGCUAAAUUAGUGAAUUUUGCGAGGUCUCGGAAUGUAGGAAUGGAGUUUAAAGUUAUUCCUUCAAGUUAUGCAGAUGGGUUUGCAUCACUGAUUGAACACCUUAGAGUACAACAGCUAGUUUUCACUGAUCGUAAUGAACCAGAAGCUCUUGUUAUAAAUAGCCACAUGAAGCUUCACUACACACCGGACGAAACCCUUGGAGAAAUCCAUCAUCAUAGUCCAUAUUACUCCAUGGAACCAUCUUUUUCUUCAACUACAUCUCUUAGAAGUGCAUUUCUUAAAGCUCUUAGAAGUUUAAACCCUACUAUUGUUGUUUUAGUAGAUGAAGAUGCAGAUUUCACUUCAACUAACUUAGUCAGUCGAUUAAGAUCAGCAUUUAACUUCUUAUGGAUACCUUACGAUGCGGUAGACACAUGCAUCCGCCGAGGCAGCAAGCAAAUGGAAUGGUAUGAAGCUGAUUUAUGCUGGAAGAUUGAGAAUGUGAUAGCACAAGAAGACGUACAAAGAGUUGAGAGAUUAGAGUCUAAAAGUAAGUGGGUACAAAGAAUGAGAAAUGCAAAUUUUAGAGGCAUUUCGUUUAGCGAAGAAGCGGUAACGGAGAUAAGACAUAUGCUUGAUGAACAUGCAGCUGGUUGGGGAUUGAAGAAGGAAGAUGAAGAAGAUCAUCUUGUUCUUACUUGGAAAGGACAUAAUGUUGUUUUUGCUACUGCUUGGGUACCUUCUUAUUAACUUUAAAUUUCUUCAUUUUAAUGUGUUUUAAUUCACUUGAUCAAUUGUCUGGAUUGAUAGGGGGAAAAGGGAAUAUCAGAAAGAAAGUACAUGCUCUUUCUCAUCAUGCUUAAUUUGUUGUGUGUAUCUCUCUAUCUAUCUGGUCUUCAUGGUUGGAGCUGCUUUGAACUAGUCUCUUUAUGACUCUGUCUCUUUUUAGCAUUAAAUUUUAGAAUCAGAUGACUAGAGUGUGUCUACUA